UAUGACUAUAUAUAAUAUUGACUUGUCUAAACAUUUUGUAAUAUAUAGAAACAUGCAAAAUUCCGGUAGGUGCAAUAUUGAUAAACUGCCAUUGCAAUAGAGACGAAUCAAUCCAAACCUUAUAACAUAAAACGUUAUAUUUCACUUUCUUCCAUUCUCAUCAGUCGACACAAAAUUAAUAUUCGAUCACAUAACCAAAAAGAAGAGAAGAAAAAAAAAUGGUGAUGGAGGAAGCUAGAGCGACUUCGGAUUCUGUCGUGUCAGAAUUUGAAGGGACAAUACUGCGGAACGAAGAUCCAUUCUCUUACUUCAUGCUCGUUGCCUUUGAAGCAUCUGGUCUAAUUCGUUUCGCCGCCUUGCUGUUUCUUUGGCCCGUAAUCACACUCCUUGACGUUUUCAGCUACAAGAACGCCGCUCUCAAGCUCAUGACUUUUGUAGCCACCGUUGGUUUACGCGAACCGGAGAUUCAAUCGGUGGCUAGAGCCGUCCUGCCUAAGUUCUACAUGGAUGACGUAAGCAUGGACACUUGGAAAGUUUACAGCUCGUGCAAGAAGAAGUUCGUGGUUACGAGAAUGCCUCGAGUUAUGGUGGAGAUGUUUGCAAAGGAGCAUCUUAAAGCUGACGAAGUCAUCGGUUCAGAGCUGAUAGUGAACCGGUUCGGUUUUGUCACGGGCUUGACACGUGAAUCCGAUAUCGAUCAAUCUGUUUUGAGCCGUGUUGCUGAUUUGUUUGUUGAUAGAAAGCCUCAGAUAGGUCUUGCAAGAUCUGGCAAGACAAUUUCUACAACUUUCUUAUCGUUAUGUGAGGAGCGUAUUCAUGCACCAGUUCCGGAGAACUACAACCACCGCAACCAACACCUUGAGCUACGGCCACUUCCGGUAAUCUUCCACGACGGACGCCUUGUCAAGCGGCCAACUCCACCCACCUCUCUCCUCAUCCUCACAUGGAUCCCAUUAGGAAUCAUUCUCGCCGCCAUUCGGAUCUUUCUUGGAUCCGUCCUCCCAUUUUGGACAACACCGUACGUCUCCAAGAUACUCGGCGGCCAGGUCAUCGUCAAAGGCAAGCCUCCUCAGCCCCCGGCGUCCGGAAACUUCGGUGUUCUCUUCGUGUGCACUCACAGAACCCUAAUGGACCCGGUGGUACUAUCAUACGUGCUAGAACGCAGCAUCCCGGCCGUUACUUACUCAAUCUCACGCUUAUCCGAGAUCUUAUCUCCCAUACCAACCGUGAGAUUGACAAGAGUCCGAGAUGUAGACGCAGCAAAGAUCAAACAACAGCUGUCUAAAGGCGAUCUAGUGGUUUGUCCCGAGGGAACCACUUGUCGUGAACCGUUCUUGCUAAGAUUUAGCGGAAUUUUCGCUGAGUUAACGGAUAGGAUUGUUCCGGUUGCUAUGAAUUAUAGAGUUGGAUUCUUCCACGCGACCACAGCGAGAGGCUGGAAAGGUUUAGACCCGAUUUUCUUCUUUAUGAAUCCAAGACCGGUUUACGAGGUUACGUUCUUGAACCAGCUUCCGGUUGAGGCUACGUGUUCGUCAGGGAAGAGGCCGCAUGACGUGGCGAAUUAUGUUCAGAGAAUCUUGGCGGCUACAUUAGGGUUCGAGUGUACUAACUUCACGAGGAGAGAUAAGUAUAGGGUUCUUGCUGGAAACGAUGGAACGGUUUCGUAUUUAUCGUUUCUUGAUCAGUUGAAGAAGGUGGUGAGCACUUUCGAGCCUUUUCUCCAUUAAAAUCAAAUUAGUAAAUUACUAUUCCGGUUUCUAAUUGCUUCCUCUUGAUUUGUUUUGAUUGCGAUUUUAGUCUGGAUUGAAUUUUGUUUUCAUAGAUGUUUGUACUAUUGUUUAUAAAUUUUGCUCUUUUUUCAGAUGUAAACUAACUCCCCAUAGCUAAUGUUGAAGA
Molecule: messenger RNA, 1896 nt
Organism: Brassica oleracea var. oleracea
Lineage: Eukaryota; Viridiplantae; Streptophyta; Magnoliopsida; Brassicales; Brassicaceae
Product: glycerol-3-phosphate acyltransferase 5-like
Exons: 2
Coding region: 219-1727 (502 amino acids)
Biological process (GO): cutin biosynthetic process
Cellular component (GO): membrane
Molecular function (GO): phosphatase activity; glycerol-3-phosphate 2-O-acyltransferase activity
Source: RefSeq, a predicted model, not a curated record